GUGAACCAACAGAAACUCCUACCAACGAAGCGACUACAAGCGAAGAACCUACAGCAACGAUUGUUGAAACACCUACAGCAGUUGUAGAUGCAAUGGCACCAACCAUGACAAUCAUUGAAGAACCAAGUAUUCCAAAUGUAUUAGCUAUUGGAAUGGGUUUUGCAAAAACUAUGAUGCGUCCUGCGUUUCAACCAACUGCCAAUGAAGAAAAAAUGGAAGUGGUAGAAGAACCAAAAGUUGUGUUUGAAUUAACUCCAACGAUAGAAGAAACUCCA
Messenger RNA from Darwinula stevensoni, 275 nucleotides. The record is from the annotation of a GenBank genome assembly. Lineage: Eukaryota; Metazoa; Arthropoda; Ostracoda; Podocopida; Darwinulidae.